CCUCCCUCAGUCAGAGUGCACUGCUGCAGCUGGGACCUACUGCAGGUGCUGAGGGCGAAGACAAUGACAUGCGUCAUGCAGUCCUCUCCGUCCCCGUGCUAAUCUCCCUGCAGUCGUCUCUGGCCCUGGGCUCGUGGCUGUCAGAGCUGCAGCGCGGUGCCAGCGCGCUGGACCCCCACCGCAUCGCCCCCAGCUUCCUCUCCCAGGAGCCUGAGCUGACCGACUUCCAGGAGUCCUUGGAGCAACUCCGCCUCCUCUGCCACUGUUACAGUGAUGACAGCGGUGGGAUGAUGCGCUCCUCCUCGGAAGAGGACAACGAUGUUUGACAGUGAUGAUUGAUUGAUUGACUGACAACUGCUGAACCGCAAGAGUCAUUUUAUUUUCUGUCUUCUGCAUUUUUUAGCCCAGAAUGAUUCUUUGCACUCCAUACCAUCUGAAUAGAUGGGUCUCGAUUGACCUCGACUGGUAUUGACAGACCCACUUAGUCCACAUUGUAUAGGCAUCUGUGGAUCUGAUUGCUUUCAGACUCCGUGAGACUUGAUAAGGAUUUUGAAUUCUGGUUGGAAAGAAUGGACUGGCUGUUUGAGAUGGUGACAGAGAAAGGUUACGGUAAAAGGUUGAGGUUUUAACUGACAAAAGAUA
Messenger RNA from Coregonus clupeaformis (lake whitefish), 642 nucleotides. RefSeq names its product protein misato homolog 1-like. NCBI's taxonomy places the organism in Eukaryota, Metazoa, Chordata, Actinopteri, Salmoniformes, Salmonidae. The transcript has 2 exons. The record is from RefSeq and is a predicted model, not a curated record. Bases 69 to 326 code for a protein of 85 amino acids.